Tarenaya hassleriana is the source of this 1646-nucleotide messenger RNA. Its product is annotated as U-box domain-containing protein 3-like. The transcript has 3 exons. Lineage: Eukaryota; Viridiplantae; Streptophyta; Magnoliopsida; Brassicales; Cleomaceae. The record is from RefSeq and is a predicted model, not a curated record. Gene Ontology annotation, molecular function: protein binding. Bases 197 to 1540 code for a protein of 447 amino acids. Gene Ontology annotation, cellular component: nucleus; cytoplasm.
UUUCUAUGUCACGAUCUAUAUAUACGUAUAUGUAUAAAGAUCUAUAUAUACGUAUAUGUAUAAUAUCUUCUAUAUACAUGUAUCUUAUAACGGUUGAGCCAACGCCUUUCUCCCACGUUUCUUUCUCUCUCUCUCUCUCCCCUAACGUAAACCUCUCAACAGAUUUUUCCUCUCUCUUCCUCGACCUUCUCCGGUAAUGGACCGCAUCGGAGAUAACAGCAGCUCCGCCGCCUCCUCCUCCUCCUCCGUUUCAUCUCUCGAGUGCGAGUCGCCACGCGGCGGAGGUGGAGGUCACGAAUUGCCGCCAUUGGCCGGUGCGUUGUUGUCGUCUUCCGCCGCCGUCCAGCGAGCUCUCCGCUUAAUCGGAUCGAAUGACCCAGAUUCCAGGUUUUUUGCCGCCAGUGAGAUCCGACGGCUCACGAAGACGUCACAGAGGUACCGCCGACACCUGAGUCAGGCCGUGGAAUCGCUCGUUUCGAUGCUCCGAGCUGACUCGCCUGAGUCACACCACGAGGCGGCUCUUCUUGCUCUUCUUAACCUCGCCGUCAAAGACGAGAGGACGAAGAAAAAAUUCAUCAAGGUUCAAUUACAUCAACUGGGUUAUCUUUAUCUGAGGGUGGGAAUUCGUGGCUGUCGGUGGGGGCAUCGUGUCAAUUCGGGAUUAGUGAACAAGGUCAGAAUCGUUGAAGCCGGUGCCUUGGAGCCGAUUAUCAACUUCUUACAGUCAGAUAGCCCGACACUGCAAGAGUAUGCUGCUGCAUCUUUACUCACACUCUCUGCCUCAGCUAACAACAAACCCAUCAUCGGUGCAUAUGGUGCGAUCCCUCUCCUCGUUAAAGUCGUUACAGACGGAAACCCACAAGCCAGGGUUGACGCUGUGAUGGCCCUCUCCAACUUGUCAACACUCUCUAAUAACCUGAGCAUGAUACUGGGAUCAAAGCCGAUUCCCUCUAUACUGAAUCUUCUCAAGUCAUGUAACAAGUCAUCGAAAGCAGCCGAUAAAUGCUGUUUUCUGAUAGAAUCAUUGGUGGGUUCGGAAGAGGGAAGAACAGAAUUGACAUUUUCCGAAGGAGGAGUAUUUGCGGUAGUGGAGAUUCUCGAGAACGGGUCUCCACAAGGCAGGGAACACGCGGUGGGGGCCCUUUUGACGAUGUGCGAGAGCGAUAGAAGUAAAUACAGGGAGGUGAUUCUAAGAGAAGGUGUGAUACCGGGACUGCUGGAGCUGACAGUACAAGGGACGGCGAAAUGUCAGACAAGGGCGCAGAGACUGUUGUGUCUGCUGAGGGAGGAGAACGAGAGAUCGGAGCUACAGACAGAGAAAAUGGAAAGCAUAGUGACGAACAUAAUGUGUCGGAUAGAAGAGGGAGAGGGAAAGGCGAAGAAGAUGGUGGAGGAGAUGGUGAGAGUGAGCAUGGAGAAGAGCUUCGAGGGGCUCUCGAGAAGAAGAACGAGCCAACGUACGAGGCCUCGUCUAAGAGGUAGUAAGACCUUCCCUCCCUCCCACUCCCCUCUUGCCAACAGCAGGAGGCUUAGCCCUUAAUCAAAGUGAAGGAAGUGGUUAAAUGUACGGGGCCUUGUCUGGUUCGAGGGAUUCGUUUCACAAACAAAUACAGUGUUGAUGAUAUAAAGAGAAAGCUUUGCAUACA